UCCCGGCUGCUUGUUGUGGUUUACAUCACUUCCGAGAGGAGACGCAUGCGCUGGAGAGAGACAGUUCCAGCGUGCUUAUCGUUUACUAAUCUAUUUAUCAGUGGGAUUUGAUAUUCAUAAUAGUCCUAGCACAGACAGACUGAUCAGAUGUCGGCGGAGGAGGAGGGUUACCCGGCGGAGAUCCAGGAGCAGCUCACCGGCUUCGAGUCCUCGGUGGGGGUGAUCAACAGCAUGCUUCAGACCAUGGUGUCCAUGCCCCGGAACGACCUGCUGCAGAAGCUGGACCCCCUGGAUCAGGCCAAGCUGGACCUGAUGUCGGCCUACACCCUCAACUCCCUCUUCUGGAUGUACCUGGUCACACGAGGGCAGAACCCGAGGGAGCACGGGGUCAAGCAGGAACUGGAGCGCAUCAGGGGCGUCAUGACGCGGGUGAAGGACAUCACAGACAGGAAGAAGGCGGCUCGUCUCGACAAGGGUGCCGCCGCCCGCUUCCUGAGACACGCCCUCUACGACGCCGAGGAGGGCAGGGCCAAGAGGCCCACGCCGGGCCGUGCCCCCAAGACCCCCACCCCCCAGACGGGCCAUGCACCCAAGACACCCGCCCCCCAGACAGGCCGCGCCCCCAAGAAACCCACCCCCCAGACGGGCCGCGCCCCCAUGACCCCGACCCCCACGAAGAAACCCAGGAAAAAAUGAACACAUGAAUGGACAAAUGAAUGGAUGAACACAUGAAUGGGUGAACGCACGGAUGAUGAACAGGUGGACGAUGAACACAUGAAUGGGUGAACACAUGGAUGAUGAACACGUGAAUGGUUGAACACAUGAUGGAUGCUCACAUGAUGAACGCAUGAUGGAUGAACCUGAUGAAUGGAUGAACACAUGAUGAAUGGAUGAACACAUGAUGGAAGAUCACAUGAUGAUCACACGAUGGAUGGACACAUGACAGAUGAACACAGGAUGUAUGAGGUGCUGGCGGUGGUUCAUGGCUGAUGUCCCACAUCGUGUCGGCUCUCUGAACCUCUCCUCUGUGAGGACUGUCAUGUGCAUUGCUAUGGAUACAUAAGCUACGAUUGCCACAUGUAUGUAACCAUGGAAACAUGUCUGUAACCUUGGAGACUUGUGUGUUCCAGUGUUGUCGGUGAAGGUGGUUUUGCAUUGGUUGCUACAUCACUUGUGUUUCUGUCUGUGAUCUGAAGGACUUUUAAUAAAUACUCGAGCCUAUAGUCUGUCUGUCUGUCAACCUCAGGGAAGGUGACCAUGACGACCACCAAACCAGGGGGAGAGGAGAGAUCAAAAGGUGGAUUAUAAAGAAUGUUUCCCGGAUUGAUAAUGAGUACUGAGUAAUACUACUGGUAU
Molecule: messenger RNA, 1356 nt
Organism: Gadus chalcogrammus (walleye pollock)
Lineage: Eukaryota; Metazoa; Chordata; Actinopteri; Gadiformes; Gadidae
Gene: c1d
Product: C1D nuclear receptor corepressor
Exons: 5
Coding region: 148-696 (182 amino acids)
Biological process (GO): regulation of gene expression; maturation of 5.8S rRNA
Cellular component (GO): exosome (RNase complex); nucleolus
Molecular function (GO): RNA binding; DNA binding
Source: RefSeq, a predicted model, not a curated record